AUGGCUCAGCAGCUCGUUGGGCGAAUCACAAUGGAGGUGGCGCCAUCGAAGCUGAGAUCGAUGAUGGACAGACGUGCUAGGCUCCCAAUGAACCUCGACACGAUCGCGGAGGACGACAAGGAGGCGGCCAUGGAGUCACAGUCACCAAGGGCACCGCCCCUGCGCAAUGCGAGCGGCGGCGUGGAGGUCAUCGUCGACACCCCUAUGCACUACUGCGCCGACAAGCUGGCCUUCCUCACCCCCAUGGCGAAGUCCGAGUGCCUGAAGAUCAAAGCCUAA
This is a messenger RNA of Miscanthus lutarioriparius, 279 nucleotides long. Lineage: Eukaryota; Viridiplantae; Streptophyta; Magnoliopsida; Poales; Poaceae. The record is from the annotation of a GenBank genome assembly.